Messenger RNA from Macrosiphum euphorbiae (potato aphid), 4908 nucleotides. The record is from the annotation of a GenBank genome assembly. Lineage: Eukaryota; Metazoa; Arthropoda; Insecta; Hemiptera; Aphididae.
AUGAUGUCUAUUUAUAUGAUACUUAUUUUAAUUUUGAAACUUUGUUUGGGACAAGACUAUCCACUACCAUCGUACAAAGUUUCUCAAGAAAAUGAUUACUCGCGUACAACAAAAUCACAAAAUGAUAAAUCAUUCAAUAAUUUAUAUGAUUGGAAAAAUAAUUAUGAUAAUAACAUAAUUAUCCCUGAUGCAAAUUAUUUUGUGGUUGCAAGUCGAAUGGUUAGACCAGGUCAAGUGUUCAAAGUAUCAGUCACUGUUUAUAAAGCCAAACAACCAAUUUCUGUUAGAGCUUCAAUUCAAAGAAAUGGAGUUGAAUUAGCUUCUGAUUUAAGUGUAAUCAAAGAAGGAAUUCAAGAAACAUUAUUAUUAUUGGUUCCAGCUACAAGCGUUACUGGUGAUUAUAAACUAAGAGUAGAGGGCUUAUACGAUGGCAUCAUUGGUGGAUAUGCAUUUAAUAAUGAAACUCGACUAAAUUUUUCACAACGAUCUAUGACAAUAUUUAUUCAAACUGAUAAACCAAUAUAUAAACAAUCUGAUAUUGUUUAUUUCCGAGCAAUUCCAAUUAAUACAGAAUUAAAAGCUUUUGACAAUCCUGUUGAUGUAUACAUCUUAGAUCCAAAUCGCUAUAUUAUGAGGCGUUGGCUUUCAAGACAAUCUAAUUUUGGAUGUGUAAGUUUAAAUUAUGAAAUGUCUGAUCAGCCUGUAUUUGGAGAAUGGACCAUUCAGGUAGUAGCUCAGGGGCAGAUUGAAGAAGCUACAUUUUUAGUAGAAGAAUAUUAUCAAACUCGUUUUGAGGUCAAUGUUACAAUGGCUGCUUAUUUUCUUGAUUCGGAUAAAUAUUUGAGUGGCUAUGUAAUGGCAAAUUACACUAGUGGUGGACCUGUUAGAGGAAAUCUAACUUUAAAAGCAACCAUACGACCACUCAAAAAUGGGUUUAAAAAUUAUGAUGGUCCUGUAAUUGAAAAAUAUUUGAGUUUUGACGAAGCACAUCCUUCUUGGUAUCCUAAACAAUCUGAAUAUUCAAGAAUAAAUCAAAUACCACAUUUACAAUGGUUUUAUGGUGUUUAUAAGUUCAGAUAUCCUUUAAGUGAGUUGCAACAAUUAGUUUCUACCUUAGAAGAGACUGAGGUAACUAUAACAGCCACAGUUGGAGAAAGAUACUUAAAUGAAAUUAUAGAAGGUUAUUCAACUGCAAGAUUUUUUAAUUCUUCGGUUAGAGUUGCAUUUUUGGGUGGUUCGCCACAAGUUUUUAAACCUGCCAUGCCAUUUUCGAUUUAUAUUACAGUUUCUCAUCAUGAUGGAUCGCCAUUAGAUAGAUACAGGUUGUUGCUUGGUCGUUUAGAUAUGUCUGCUGAAGUUGUAAUGAAAUCUGGCGGACGAAGAACUAUUGAUACUAGAGCACUAAAAAUGUCAACAGAUCAUGAAGGAGUAUUUGAAAUGAAAUUAUAUUUACGUACAGAAUUAGGUCUUGAAAAUGAUAAACGUGCUUCAGAAGUAUUAAAAGAUAUUGAAUCAAUGAAAAUAUAUGGAUCAUUUAAAGACAUGUAUGGUGAAAGAUCAACUGCAGAAUUACUUUUACUUACUCAUUAUUCACCUAGCCAACAUCACCUUAAAGUUUGGACUUCAACUAAAGACGCCAAGGUUGGGCAGUUUAUAGUGUUCCAUGUACAAAGCAAUUACUAUUUGGAAUCAUUUGAUUAUAUCAUGCUAUCAAAAGGUUUGAUAUUAUUAACUGGACAAGAAGUUACUCACGCUUCCACAAUCCGAACAUUUGCUGUUACUUUAUCAGCUGAAAUGGCACCAGCUGCUACUAUUCUUGUGUAUCAUGUUGGUAAAUUUGGAGAUGUAGUUGCGGAUAGUUUAACUUUCCCUGUUAAUGGAAUAUCAAGAAAUAAUUUCACUGUUUUUAUUAAUGAUCAUAAAAGCAGAAGUGGAAAAAAGGUUGAAGUAGCAAUAUAUGGUGAACCAGGAGCUUAUGUUGGAUUAUCUAGUUUGGAUUAUCCAUUCUAUGGACUACAAGCAGGAAAUGAAUUAACAUAUGCAAAAAUUUUGACUAAAAUGGAAAGGUUUGAUGAGGAUACAAAUGGUACAAUUAUGCACACAUGGCUUUCUCAUGAAGGUUCUCCUGAUGAAAUAGUUUAUUUUCCAUCAUCUACUUUCGGAAUAGAUGCUAACCGAACAUUUGAAUUUGCUGGUGUAGUUGUAUUUACUGAUGUUAUUCUACCACGACGAAUGACUUUAUGUAACAUAACUCUAGGAUAUGCUGAAUGUCUUAGUGGACGAUGUUACUUGGCUAAUAGAAAAUGCGAUGGACAUAUUGAUUGCGAUGAUGGCACAGAUGAAGCUCUAUGUCCAUUGUACAAUCGUACAGAAUUCAAUAAUUUUCGAAAAUUUCGUUACAAUCAUUUACAAAGACAUUAUGAUAAUGUAUGGAUGUGGCGAGAUAUUAAUAUUGGACCUCAUGGACGAUUCAUAUUUGAUUUAGAUGUUCCUUAUCGACCUGCAAAUUGGAUGAUAACUGCAUUCAGUUUAAGUCCUACAAAAGGGUUUGGCAUGAUUAAAAAGCCCAUUGAAUAUGUUGGAGUAUUACCAUUUUUUAUGAAUGUUGAAAUGCCUACACAUUGUAAAGAAGGUGAACAAAUUGGAAUUCGUGUCACUGUUUUUAACAACCAGUGCAAUAGUGUUGAAGCUGUAGUUACUUUAUUGGGUUCAGAAUCGUAUAAAUUUGUUCAUGUUGAAGAAGAUGGAAUAGUAAACUCAUACAAUCCUAGAACAUCUCACGGCAAUCAACAAAUUUUUGUGUAUAUUAAAGCACAAGAUGCAGAAACUGUUUACCUACCUGUAGUACCUACAAAACUUGGUGAUAUUACCAUAAAUAUUGAGGCUACUUCACUAAUAGCUAGUGAUCGAGUGACUAGAAAUUUACAUGUUGACUCCGACGGAGUACCUCAGUAUAGACAUCAGUCAAUGAUCUUGGAUCUUAGUAACAGAGCUUAUGUUUUCCAAUAUUUGCAUGUAAAUGUAACUGAAACCCCAAUUAUUCCAUACAGUAUAGAUCGUUACUAUGUAUAUGGGUCAAACAAAGCUCAUCUUUCAUUAGUUGGAGAUGUCGUUGGACCAAUUUUCCCUACAAUGCCUGUUAAUGCAACAUCUUUGCUUAAUUUACCCAUGGAUGCUGCUGAACAAACAAUGUUUAGUUUUGCAGCUAAUUUAUAUACAACAAUAUAUAUGAGAUUUUCAAAUCAACGAGAUAGAACACUGGAGAAGCAAUCAUUCUACCAUUUAAAUAUUGGAUAUCAGCGUAUGUUAUCGUUUAUGAACAAAGAUGGUUCAUUUAGUCUUUUCAGGAGUGAUUGGAAUAUGUCUUAUCCAAGUGUAUGGUUGACUUCAUAUUGUGCUAGAGUAUUCCAGGAAGCAAACUUUUAUGAGUGGGAAAAUUUCAUAUUUAUUGAUCCACAGGUAAUUUCAAAAGCUUUAAUGUGGGUGCUGAAACAUCAAACUGAAGAAGGUUCAUUUUAUGAUGUGACAUGGUUUCCUGACCGUAAAGUUAAUAGUACAAUGCACAGAUCAAUUUUGUUUGGAACAAAUAGGCAACAGAGAUUUACAAAUAUAUCAUUAACUGCACAAGUUCUCAUAACACUAACAACUGCAAAAGAUCUGUCAGGGGGUCUUGGUUCUAAAUUGGCUCAAGGUGAAAGUCGUGCUGUAAAGUAUUUAGAAAAAAAUAUGAAUUUAUUAAAUAUGACCGGUGAACCGUAUGAAAUUGCACUCGUUACUUAUGCAUUAAUGUUGACCAAGUCAUCAUUUGCUGAAUAUGCAUUCACUCUAUUAUCUAAACAUGCUAGGAGAGAGGGUGGAUUGAUGUAUUGGGGUAAAGAAUUUGUACCAUCACCGCCAACAAAAAUGGAAAAUCAGAAACCAUUUUUAUUACCACGUCUGCCUUAUAAAUUUGACUCGAUUAAUAUAGAAACAACAGCAUACGCUUUACUUGUUUAUGUUGCAAGAAAAGAACCUUAUAUUGAUGAUGUUGUUAAGUGGUUGAAUUCUCAAAGACUUACUGAUGGUGGUUGGGCCUCCACACAAGAUACGGCUAUUGCCAUGAAAGCUCUAAUUGAAUAUACAAAUAGAAACAGACUUCGAGAUGUAUUUACAUUGACUGUUACGGUUGAAGCUACAGCUCUUUCAGGAAAAACAAAAAUAUUGAAAGUUAACAGUGAAAAUAUUGCUCAAUUACAAAAAAUAGAGAUUCCACAAGCUUGGGGAACUGUCAAAGUGCAAGCUAAAGGUUCAGGUUAUGCAAUUUUACAAAUGUCCGUCCAGUAUAAUGUUGAUGUGGCGAAAUUCCAAACAACACCACCUGAACAAGCCUUUGGAAUAAUAACACGUGCAGAUUUUCAUGGUCGCAAUCAAUCUCAUAUUACAUAUCGUAGCUGUCAAAAAUGGACUUACAUCGAUGAGUCUCCCAGAUCUGGUCUGGCUGUUUUGGAUGUUGCUAUUCCAACCGGAUAUAUAGUGCAACAACAAAAUUUAGACGCUUAUGUAUUGCAAAGAACUGUUCCAAAUUUACAAAGAGCUCGAUUUUUCCCCGGAAAGCUGUUGUUUUACUUUGAUUAUUUGGACGAGUCAGAAACUUGUGUUAAAUUUACUGUUGAAAGAUGGUAUCCUGUUGCAAAUAUGUCACGUUAUCUUCCUGUUCGAGUAUAUGAUUAUUAUGCUCCUGAACGAUUCAACGAAACAAUAUUUGACGCUUUACCAACAUAUUUGUUGAAUAUUUGUGAAGUAUGCGGUAGUAGUCAAUGUCCCUAUUGCCCAAUUUUCAAUAACGCUGUUCAAUUGUCUAUUCCGAUAAAAUAUAUCGCUAUUGCUACUAUUAUUGUAAUUAAUAUUUACAACAAUUUAAUUACAUAA